AAUGCUUGUUGUCAACAGUUGCAGGGUUUCGUUUCGCAUCAGCUGGAGCUGUUGGCGGGUGACAAGAAGAACCCCCGAGGCUGUACAUAAAUUCCUCUGCAGCUAACGGGUGUUAAAACUGUCAGUAUGGCCACGGCGCAGUCGAUGCUGCUUCUCGCAGUUCACAUUCUUCUCAUCUCGGAGUUCAUCCUGGCUAAGAGAGACUACUAUGAGAUCCUGGGGGUGCCCAGAGAUGCCACGGAGCGCCAGAUCAAGAAGGCUUUCCAUAAACUGGCUCUGAAGUAUCACCCUGACAGAAACAAGGGCGCAGAUGCAGAGGCGAAGUUCAGAGAAAUAGCAGAAGCUUAUGAAACGUUAUCGGAUGAUAAGAGGCGGCGAGAGUAUGACCAGUUUGGCCACUCUGCCUCAUCAGGAGAAGCUUACCAAGGAGGUAGAGGAGGCGGCGGCGACUACAACUUCAGGCAGCACUUCCAGUCCUUCAACUUCAAUUUCGACGAUAUCUUCAAAGACUUUGACCCGUUCGGUCAACAACACCAGCACCACUUCCACUCGCAUCAUCAGUCGCACCAAAAGAGACACUUUGACAGCCACUUCCAGGCUCACAAGGAGGCGAUGAACCGGCAGCGGAGAAGCUUCCAGCAGGGGAGCUUCGGCGGAGGAAUGUUCGACGACAUGUAUGAGGACUUGGAGAAAAUGUUCUUCUUCAACACCCACACUGCCAGAACCGAGAGCAGAUUUCAAGGUUCGGCGAAGCAGCACUGCAGGACGGUGACUCAGCGCAGGGGGAACAUGGUGACCACCUUCACCGACUGCUCCUGAGACGAGAUGAAGGAUUUAAAAAAAAAAAAAAAUGUUGGGUGCUGCACAAAUUUUAGUUGCGGUGUUGAAAUCGAAUUGAAUGCUAAUUUAUCACUUGGUGUGGCUUUUGUAACUCAUUGCGUUUUUUUUUUUUUUUUUU
Messenger RNA from Gambusia affinis (western mosquitofish), 958 nucleotides. RefSeq names its product dnaJ homolog subfamily B member 9-like. Bases 127 to 819 code for a protein of 230 amino acids. The record is from RefSeq and is a predicted model, not a curated record. Gene Ontology annotation, cellular component: endoplasmic reticulum. The transcript is spliced from 3 exons. Lineage: Eukaryota; Metazoa; Chordata; Actinopteri; Cyprinodontiformes; Poeciliidae. Gene Ontology annotation, molecular function: misfolded protein binding; protein-folding chaperone binding.